Brachypodium distachyon (stiff brome) is the source of this 1510-nucleotide messenger RNA. Its product is annotated as stomatin-like protein 2, mitochondrial. The coding region runs from base 108 to 1160 and encodes 350 amino acids. Lineage: Eukaryota; Viridiplantae; Streptophyta; Magnoliopsida; Poales; Poaceae. The record is from RefSeq and is a predicted model, not a curated record. Gene Ontology annotation, cellular component: membrane. The transcript has 9 exons.
GAGUCUGCCUAUAUCAACGGAAUCCCCGUUCCAUUUCUUUUCUUUCUUUUCAACCCAAGUCUCCCCCAAACCCACUCCUUUCCUUGCAUUCCCCACCGCCGGCUACGAUGGCGACCAUCCUCCGGCGAUCCGCCGGCCCCGCGCGGCAGUUCCUCCUCCCCCGCCUGCUCGGCCCCGCUCGCUCCAUGUCCCGCUACUACGCCCGCGACGAGGUCUCACGGUUCGACGCGCUGACCACGCCGGUGAACUGGGGCGUGAGCAUCGUGCCGGAGAAGAAGGCCUUCGUGAUCGAGCGCUUCGGCAAGUACCAAAGGACGCUCGGCUCCGGGAUCCAUGCGCUCGUCCCCGUUGUCGACCGCAUCGCCUACGUGCACUCGCUCAAGGAGGAGGCCAUCCCCAUCCCCGACCAGUCCGCCAUCACCAAGGACAACGUCUCCAUCCAGAUCGACGGCGUCCUCUACGUCAAGAUUGUUGAUCCCUACCUUGCUUCCUACGGUGUGGAGAAUCCAAUUUUUGCAGUCAUUCAACUUGCUCAAACAACCAUGAGAAGUGAGCUUGGAAAGAUAACCUUAGACAAGACUUUUGAGGAGAGGGACACACUAAAUGAGAAGAUUGUGAGGUCUAUAAACGAGGCUGCAGUUGAUUGGGGCCUGAAGUGCCUCCGUUAUGAGAUCCGGGAUAUUUCUCCUCCGAAGGGUGUGAAGGUGGCUAUGGAGAUGCAAGCUGAGGCAGAAAGGAAAAAGCGUGCCCAAAUCCUUGAGUCAGAAGGUGCUAUGUUGGAUCAGGCAAACCGUGCUAAGGGUGAGGCUGAAGCGAUUCUCGCUAGGUCACAAGCGACCGCUGAAGGUAUCAGAAUGGUCUCCGAGUCAAUGAAGGGUGAAGGAAGUGCUGAGGCUGCGAACCUGAGGGUUGCUGAGCAAUACAUUAAAGCAUUUGCUGGUCUGGCCAAGACGACCAACACAAUUCUUCUUCCAAGUGACGCUGGCAACCCAUCAUCUAUGAUCGCCCAGUCAUUGCAGAUUUACAAGCACAUUUGCCAGUCCAACAAGACCAAAGGAGUGAGCCUCGAAGCAGAAGAAGCUGAGGAAGAAGAUGAUAUGUCUGGCAGUGGGAUUCCUUCUAUUGGCAGCACAUUCUCGCUGCAGAGUCGCAAGGACUGAUGAGCUCUGUUGAAGUACUAAGGGAACCCUUUUUUGUCCAUUGUUUUCCUUUUGCAAAUGUUAAGAUCCUAGAUAGGAGGAUGUCACUGGAAACACUAGCAGCAUUAGAGGUUUCAAACUUCGGCAGUUGAGAUUUGGUAGACGUUGAGUUGGUUUAGGCUCCUAUGAUAAUUGACAAGACAUUGGUUUUGUGUGUGCCAAAUGGGUGCAGGCUGGCAACCAAAACGGUUAUCUGUGACAUUGUUUUGCUCUUUCAGGAGCAUAGCUUUUCUGUAAAUGAAAGAUUAUCACUGGAGGAAUCAGCAGCACACGAUUUGAUACCAAAGUUCAACUGCAGCUUCUGAUUCAUA